Messenger RNA from Lactuca virosa, 1080 nucleotides. The record is from the annotation of a GenBank genome assembly. NCBI's taxonomy places the organism in Eukaryota, Viridiplantae, Streptophyta, Magnoliopsida, Asterales, Asteraceae.
AGAAAAUGAAAAAUAAAAAAUAUGCGUAUAUUAAAGAGAUACAUUAAAUCCACGAAGUGGCAUAGUUUCUUGAAAUUCUCAUCAUCAAGAAAAACACCAAAUCCAGGAAGUGACUCCUGUGCGAAAGUGUUCCGUGUUGGAGCGAUCGAUUUCACAAUCACAGGAAUUUGGAUCUUCUUGUGACAAGGAAUUCAAUUCGAUUCUAGAAUUCGAAGUUUGCAGAUAAUUUGGUAGCGCUGUGGGUAAGAUACCUACCUUCAGCCGAGACGAUGGACGUAGGUUCUUAUCGCGCGACAAACAUUUGCAGUCACUGUGACAGAGCGAUUCCAUCUUCGAAUAUCGAUCUGCAUUAUUUUCACUGCUCGCGCAAUUUAGAAAAAUGUAAACUCUGUGAUGAAAUGGUUCCCAAAAAGCACGCUGAAGAGCAUUACUCCAACACCCAUGCUCCGGUACCGUGUUCAUUGUGCAGCGAGAGCAUGGAACCUGAAAGCCUGGCUGCACACCAACGUGAACAUUGCCCCAAACGGAUCGUGACAUGUGAUUACUGUGAAUUCCCUUUGCCUGCAAUCGACUUAUUUGAGCAUCAGGAAGUCUGUGGAAACAGGACAGAGCUCUGCAAUCUGUGCAUCAGAUACAUCAGACUACACGAGAGAAUGGCCCAUGAACUCACUUGUAAUGGCGUCCCAGAUACCACUGCAGAAGCUUCCAGGGCGAGGGAAGGUGAAAGAGAGCAUGGGGGUGGGGCAGCUAGAAGAAGGCCGCGGCCCCCACCACAAGAAUUCUCUACAAGAAGACUUGUAUUCACGAUAGCCAUAACUGGAAUAGCUGUUGUCUUGGGCUCUCUCAUGUUCCAGAGGAAACCACAAAAUACUGACCUCCGUUAAAACUUUUAACUCUUAAACCAACCCUAAACUCAAUUUCUUUCUUUUUGCACCCUUCUUUUCUUUACUGUAAAAAAAAGAGAAAAAAAAAAGAUCUGUCAUUUCCCAUCCCCAUUUGUUAAAAUAUGUUUGAUUUGGUUUUGCAUCUCAGAUAUUCAUUCCUGUUCACGGACCUUUGACCUCAUUUUACCAACCAAAU